AUGGAGGCAUCAGCAGCGCUUUCUCUGUUUAAGGCGAUCGGUGUUGCCAACGACCGAGGUUGGAUUAAAGAACCUAAGCAGAGCAGCCUCUUCAAGGAUGGCGAGAGCUCUAGAACUUGCCGUAAGAAGUUUGGAAGCGGCACGUCGGACCCCAGAAGUGGUCGGCAGAUUCUCUUUGCCAGCGACCCAGCGAUUCGUGACGACGGCACCUACCGGCACAAAUCUCAGCUUCGAGAUGACCGCAAGGGGUCCUUCACCAAUAAAAUCGGCGGUGGGCCCGACAAAGACAUGACCAAGACAUCUGAUAUGUGGUUCGCCCAACUCGUCAACCUGAAGGGCUCACCCAAGGGCGAUGAGCGGGAUGAGCUGAUCCUUGCACCCUCAGACAAGUCGGAUCGUAGAUUCACUGUCUAUGUGAUAUCAGAUAUCAGAUGGGGUGAUGUUAACGGUGACGGUUUGGAUGAUUUCAUUUGUAUUCAGACCAACGGAGAGUUAUACGUCUCCAUCAAUAAGGGUGGAAGCCCGCCUACAUUUCAGAACUACAAGGGGCAGGAGAUGGGCCUCGGCCGCGAUCGAGUACGCCUGGGAGAUAUGGACGGUGACGGUCGCUUAGACUACUGUGUUAUCUCGAAUGCUGGCAAUAUUCAUUGCUGGCGCAAUGGAGGUAUCGGAGACAAGGCCGCGUACUGGCAAGACAUGGGUCAGGGAUCACAUAUCUUUGCGUCCCAGAACGCAGGAGAUAUGCGAGGCGUACAACUUGUCGAUAUGAACGGGGACGGCCGCUAUGACUGGACAUGGAUGAGCAAGGAGGGCCAAGUCAAGACAUUCAUCAACCAACGAGGAGACGGCAAGGGUAUGAAACCAUUCUGGCGAGAGGCCGGAAUAACGCAUCCUGGCCGUGGCUUUAACAUUGGUGAAGACCGCGAGUUCAUCAAGUGGGGCCGAAUAUUUAGCGGACGCCCUUCAUAUGUCAACUGGCAGCGCGAGGGUUUGCUUUGCAAUGGAGGUAUAACGUGCCGAAUCACUUACCAAGUUUGGGAGAACCAGGGAGAGGGGAGUACUUCACAAAAAGGUGAUGGUAUCUUCUGGGGAGACACAACUGGUUCCGGCGUAGACGACUACGUUUGGAUCUCUAUGCACGGAGAAGUCAAUGUGUUUGUUAACAAGAAUACGCGGAGCAAACACGACUUUUACCAAACUAACGCUUGGGGAACGCCAUCUAUGAUCAAUACAGGGCUCCCGCGCCGGGCAUUGCACUUAGCUGAUUGGGACGGAGAUGGUAAACACGACAUCAUAGGCGUGACUGACCUCAAGACUGGUGCACUCAAGGUGUGGUACAGUCGAUACAACAACGGAAAGCAUAACUGGGAUGCACAGAUUAUCCCCAAUCCGCCUGGCAGGGCAUGGUGCACUCAAGGCUUUGGACGACUACCUUUUGACAACGCCCACCAUUUUGCCGAUCUGACGGGCUCUGGCAGAGCGGAUUACAUCUGUAUGGCCCCAAGUGGCCAAGCCUGGGCCUGGAUUCGAGGUAAGGACGGUGUUGCAAAGCCUUCAAGGCAGAUAAAGUACACGGAAGACCUAGACCGGGCCAACUUUCAGUUUGCAGAUAUCAACGGUGACGGCAAAGCCGACUUAAUCCACAAAGACAAGUUCAGCGGCGACACCCAAGUCUGGUAUUUUGACAGGGUUGUCUCUGAGGCUGAGCGACCUGGAAACUCGGGUAGCAUCAUUAAAUGGGAUCGGCCUGAGAGGUUGUUCCGUGGAUCGGUGCGGGGACCAGAUACUCACUACCCACGUCUGAACAACCAAGGUCGCGCUGACAUGGUCUACGCCAAGGCCACCAAUGCACAGGUUCACAUCUCGUUCAACGUAUGCCCCGCAGGAGGAGAUGAUGAUGAGAGAGAUGCAGACUUCCCCACUUACAGGCCCCCUGAGCUUUCUCCAGACCCUGAAGGCGACUGGUUCUGUGGCAAAGGUAACGGAGCCAAGUGGACUACCAGUCUCUGGCGCGAACAUGGUGUCGGUACCUGGCUAAGGCAGAGAACCGAUCUCUACAGCGCGGCUGAGAACAGCUGGCCCAACGAUGACGCGAAAGGUGUCCCACGUAUCAUUGCCGAAUACGGUGUUUUCAAUCGCGAUCGUACCUUCAACUGGCAUACAUCCUGUCGAGCAAUCAGCGACUCUUGUGACUUUGUCAAUCCUCUUGAGGAGGCAGAUGAUUGUUCGAAACACCAGGAAAGAGCCUUUGCCCUUUGGGCCAUGGGAAACUUUGCCCUGUUCCAGCAAAAAUGGUACAAGGCAGUCAAGGAUGGCGUGGACUCUGCAUCCAAGUCAUCAGGCGCUAUUGCCGACACAUUCUUGCCUUUAUCGGCCGAGGAUGCGCUUGCUAACCCGGCUGCGUGGCUUACUAUCGUGGCUGGCAUGUUCACCACAAUAGGUGGUAUCGCCCCUGGAAUGCUUGUUAAUGGUGUCAACUUUGUUGCAGGUGUCUUGACCAUUGGCGCCGGCGCUGCCUCGUUUGGAGCAGAUUCGACUGAGCCGAGCCCGCAGUUCAAGUCAUUUGCGAGCCUGGACAAGGCCCUUGGCGAUAUGACGCCACCCAACAAUGAUAGGGCGCGUGGCUCGGAGCUGGCUCGCGCUAUUGAGUCCGGUAUCUGGGCCAACCAGGAUAUUGCACAGGCUGACUCGGAAACCAUAUGGGAUAGCGGAAGGGUUCAAUCCAUGAUUGAGGCUGCUAUGAUCAGUGAGAUGUGGAAUACCGGAGAGGUCGCCAUCUUCAAAUGGUCCAAAGAUCACGACUUGACUAAAUGA
This is a messenger RNA of Fusarium proliferatum ET1, 2814 nucleotides long. RefSeq lists its product as uncharacterized. Lineage: Eukaryota; Fungi; Ascomycota; Sordariomycetes; Hypocreales; Nectriaceae. Bases 1 to 2814 code for a protein of 937 amino acids. The record is from RefSeq and is a predicted model, not a curated record. The transcript is spliced from 14 exons.